UUCGUGCUGCUGCUGAUGUCGGUCUACUGGAUCACGGAGCUCGUCCCUCUGCCCAUCACCGCCAUGCUGCCUGCCGUCCUCUUCCCCAUGUUUGGCAUCAUGAAGUCCUCCGCAGUGGCGAAGGCGUACUUUAGAGACUUCCACCUGCUGUUGGUCGGCGUCGUCUGCCUCGCCACCUCCAUCGAGAAGUGGAGCCUCCACCGGCGGAUCGCCCUGCGGCUGGUGAUGCUGGUUGGAGUGAACCCCGCCUGGUUGAUGCUGGGCUUCAUGUCCGGCUGCGCUUUCCUCUCCAUGUGGGUCCAAAACACCUCGGCCGUUACCAUGGUGAUGCCCAUCGUGGAGGCGGUUCUGCAGCAGAUCCUGAAGGCCAAAGACGGGGGAUCGGCGGGGGAAGAUAACCCCAACCUGCAGCUGGAUGAAACUGACGUCAACACUGGAAAGAAAAAGGAAAAUGUGAAUGAGCAGCAGCAUCCAGAUGUUGAAGAGGAAACUCGAGUUCAGAUCCAGACUCAGUCACAGCCGACUGCAGCUCAGGCGUCCAGCAGGUGCAGCAGGGACCUGAUGAUGUGUAAAGCCAUGUGCCUCGGCAUCGCCUACUCCUCCAACAUCGGAGGCAUCUCCACGCUGCCGGGAACGUCGCCCAACCUCAUCUUCUCCGAGUACCUCAACCAGAUUUAUCCAGACUGCAGCGGCUGUGUUAACUUUGGGAACUGGCUGCUGCUGUGUCUGCCCAUCAGCGUCAUCAUGCUGCUGCUCACCUGGAUCUGGCUCUACUGGCUCUUCAUCGGCUCAGAAAGAGGAGAACAAUCUGAGAGAGAAAAAGCUGCAAGAAAAGUGAUAGAAGACGAGUACAGAGCGCUGGGACCCAUGAGUCCUCAGGAGAUCUUCACUCUACUCGUCUUCCUGAUGAUGGUUCUGCUUUGGCUGAGCAGAGAUCCAGGAUUCAUCUCAGGCUGGUCCAGUCUGUUCCCACGUCAUUCGGGCUUCAUCACGGACGCCACCGUUGCUCUGCUGCUGGGCCUCGUCUUCUUCAUCGCACCGGCACACGGAUACAACAGGGAAUAUGAGCCGAUGAUCUCCUGGGAGGAGUUUCAGGCCUCCAUGCCCUGGAGAGUGAUGCUGCUGGUCGGAGGAGGAUUCGCACUCGCUGAAGGAACGAAGGAGUCCGGUCUCUCCCUCUGGGUGGCCCAGCUGAUGACUCCUCUGGGUGAUCUUCCCGUCUUGGCCACGAUCACGAUCGCCUGCAUCAUCGUCACCACGGUAACGGAGGUGGCCAGCAACGCCACCACCAUCACCAUCUUCCUCCCCAUCCUCUCUCCUCUGGCUGAAGCCAUCCACGUCAACCCGCUGUUCGUCCUGAUCCCCGCUACACUCUGCACGUCCUUCUCCUUCCUGCUGCCGGUGUCCAACCCGCCCAACGCCAUCGUGUUCGCCUACGGUCACCUCAGCACCCUGGACAUGGUGAAGGCGGGGCUCGGCGUGAACGUCAUCGGCGUCCUCGCUGUCCUGUUGUCCGUGGCAACGUGGGGCGUUCCUUUAUUCUCUCUGGAUACGUAUCCUGAUUGGGCGCCGCUUCUCCCAGAGUUCAAUGCAACGGGACGGCCAUGA
This is a messenger RNA of Scomber japonicus (chub mackerel), 1608 nucleotides long. It is a transcript of the gene slc13a1, whose product is annotated as solute carrier family 13 member 1. Gene Ontology annotation, biological process: monoatomic anion transmembrane transport. Lineage: Eukaryota; Metazoa; Chordata; Actinopteri; Scombriformes; Scombridae. Gene Ontology annotation, molecular function: sodium:sulfate symporter activity. The coding region runs from base 16 to 1608 and encodes 530 amino acids. The record is from RefSeq and is a predicted model, not a curated record. Gene Ontology annotation, cellular component: membrane. The transcript has 14 exons.